This is a messenger RNA of Spodoptera frugiperda (fall armyworm), 4127 nucleotides long. It is a transcript of the gene Bmap-A, whose product is annotated as protein apterous. The record is from RefSeq and is a predicted model, not a curated record. Gene Ontology annotation, molecular function: DNA-binding transcription factor activity, RNA polymerase II-specific; RNA polymerase II transcription regulatory region sequence-specific DNA binding. Gene Ontology annotation, cellular component: nucleus. The transcript has 6 exons. Gene Ontology annotation, biological process: neuron differentiation; regulation of transcription by RNA polymerase II. Bases 132 to 1334 code for a protein of 400 amino acids. NCBI's taxonomy places the organism in Eukaryota, Metazoa, Arthropoda, Insecta, Lepidoptera, Noctuidae.
GCAAACUGCUUGAGUUAGUUGCGCAUCGGCAGCGACAUAGAUCGCACGCAUGUAUCGCGAGUGAGUGCUGCAGUGUUGUGGGGCAAACGCCCAUACAUUCGAAAAUAGCAAACGAAAAAAUUGAACCCCAGAUGGGAGUAUACGAGGAGAGGGGGACGAUGCACUGGCAACAAAGUGAGAGAUAUCUAACGUCGGCGUACGAGGGGGGCGGCGACUUGUCCCCUGUCGCGCCCGCGACGUCCCCUGGCUCACCGCGUGACUGCACUUCGUGUCGGAAGAGGGAACCCCCGGACGAAACGCCCCAACCUCCCCCUGAAGACGCUUGUGCCGGCUGCGGCGGCCGUAUCACCGACAGAUACUACCUUCUGGCACUAGAGCGCCGCUGGCAUACUCCCUGCCUCAAAUGCUGCGAGUGUAAAAUGCCCCUUGACUCAGAACAACGGUGCUACGCCAGAGACAGCAACAUAUUCUGCAAAAAUGAUUAUUUCAGGCUAUACGGCUCAAAAAGAUGUGCUCGCUGCAAUACCCCAAUCUCUGCCUCGGAACUGGUGAUGCGCGCUCGGGACCUGGUGUUCCACGUGCACUGCUUCUCAUGUGCUCUAUGCAGCACCCCACUGAACAAAGGAGACACAUUCGGCAUUAGAGAUUCAGCAGUUUACUGCAGGCUGCACUAUGAGACCAUACCGGAGUACAGCGCACACAUGGCUGUGCCGGGCCCACCACAGAUGUGUCCAGUGCCCUACGCUGCGGGCCCCGCUCCUGGACCACACUACCCCCCAUACCCUUCCCCAGAGUUCGCUCGCGUGGACAAUGAUGUUCCUAAGGGCCCGUUCUUCAACGGCUCCACAGCGCCCCCUCCCCGGCAAAAAGGACGACCCCGAAAAAAGAAGCCCAAAGACCAGGAACUGAUGGCUGCAAACUUAGAUCUCAACCCGGAGUAUUUGGAUAUGGGGUUCCGGGGCGGCGCUGGUCUGGGUUCAUCUUCGCGCACCAAGCGGAUGCGUACCAGCUUUAAGCACCACCAGUUGAGAACAAUGAAGUCGUAUUUCGCCAUCAACCACAAUCCAGAUGCUAAAGAUUUGAAGCAACUCAGUCAGAAGACAGGCCUUCCUAAGCGAGUCCUCCAGGUUUGGUUCCAAAAUGCCCGGGCCAAAUGGCGGAGGAUGGUCACAAAACAGGAGGGCAAGCUCUCCGACAAAUGCUCCCCCGAUGCGUCACUGGAAAUGGACCUCUACCACGGUCAGAUGGGGUCGAUUCAGUCGCUGCCACCUCACAGCCCACCCUACAGCGUAAUGGGAGGCCCUCCGAGCCCGAACUCUAUGGAUUGCCCCUAGCCUUCAUCGAGCGCCUUAUGAGCGCCAUAAACCUUAAUCCGUGUGGUACGCCAAGCCGCACUAUGCGGAGGGGUGUGCCAGCUGCCUCCCACGAGGCAAAUCCUGUUACGACAACAAUCAAGACAGAGAAGACAAACGAUAACAAUAGACAAUCAAAACAGACAUGUUUCAGAACUACUUGUUCGUCGAAUUUAUUCCCAUCAACAAUCUACUCCACAUCCAGGUCCUUCAGGACUUUCACGAUAUCAGAGUUAUGUGCAAACAGAUGAAACUUUAGAAUCAACAGAAGAUCCUUUUACGUGGAGUCAAACUUCUUUUGCAACACCUAAUGUAAAUGCUUCUACUUUUGGUAAUAAUAAUCCUGGCUGGCAACAUUUUCUGCAACCCACUCAGGAGCAAUCAUUUCCAUCUACAAUUCGACAGAAUAAUCUCCAAAGUUAUCAGACUAGUUAUAAUGAGCAAAGACCUCACUUUUAUGACAAUUCUUCAUCUCAGCCUAAUCCUGAAUCAGCGAUGAUAGGACAAGGUAAUGAAUAUUUCCCACAAAUAACCCAAACUCCAUGGCAGCAACAGUUUCAUGUUAGGCCGAGACAUCAAAUUCCACAAUUUUCAGUUCAGGACCAACGUCCCCAAAAUGCUGUUCAACAAUUCCAUUAUCCCCCACUACCAACAUAUGAGCAAAUUCCUGACAAUUUGUCAAGACAAGCUAUGGCAAAUUCUGAUUUUGGACAGAUAAGAUCACAACAGCCUAUUAUAAACCCGACACCACAAGAACCCAUUUAUGAUCAAUCUAAUAUUCAAUCCAUUCCACUGAGACCUACUUAUAAUCAAUUUUCUGAAGAUAUUUCGCGAAGGCAAGCUGUAGUAAAUCGAGACUUCAGGUUGAACCAACGUCCAGUCCAAUACCAGCAAGUUCAUUAUCCAUACCAUCAAGUACAAUCUGAUGUUGAGUCAAAUUCUUACAAUCCCAUGUAUGACGCAACUUAUGAAGCAGUCGCCAUUAGGCAGCAAUACUUACGAGACCAAUUGACAAAUACUUCUUCACCCGCCCAGAUAGAUUUUAGUCGAAUUUUUCAAGAUCCUAGUGUAGGUAAUGCUCAGCAAAACGAAGGUCAACAAUUUUCUAAUUGGCAGAAUAAUCAGCCUCUUUAUGGCUUAACCCCCCAGCCCUCAGUUUUCGUUGAACCUCAACAAUCUGUUUGCGAACAAAACUCUCAAAUGUUUCAUGAACGAAUUCCCGAACAAGUAGUUGACAGACAUGAACGUAUAGAUGAUACACAGCAACUCUUUUAAGAGCAGUGUCAAUAAAAUGAUGAAUCAGUGUGUUAGUGAAAUACAGUUAUUGCUAGAAGUGAAAAUACUGUGAAAAGACGUUAUUUUUCUACAAACAAACAACUCGUAAUAUGUCUCCUGUGCAGUGUAUUUGUUAAAUUAUUGUAUAUCAAGAUUGUAAGUAAUAGAAGUUGAAUGAUAAUAAUAAUUACAGAAUUGUUUUUGGUGUAAAUAUCUUAAAAAUAUGAAGUAUACCGAACAGAAAUGAGUUGGAAUAUUUUUGUUCUGACAGUAUGGUGUAAUAAAAAAUAUUGUGUGUAUUAUAAUUUAUCAAUGGACAGUUGCGUCUAGCCAAUUCAAAAAGCAUGCAUUCCACUAAGUUUAUCGUAUUGGGAACAUUGAACAAUGCUCUUUUCCUGCAUAUUGGCUGCGAGUCAACAAACACAUACAUAAUUGCGUUAACUGAAGAUUCCCAGAUACUCGCAUUUAUUAUUGAGUUUAUAAUUAGUUUUUUGUAAAAGCAAAAACACGAUUGUUUCGGAUUAAAAAAAAUGUCGCAUUAUUACUAUUUUGCUUUGUAAAUAAACAUGACUACAAUAUACAUAAAUUAUUAUCGGAUAGUACCUAUGAGCGCUGUAAAUAAUUUUUUAACGAUUCAUAGUCCAUAGUACCAUAAUUAUAACGAUUAAUUUAACGUUUUAUCCUUUCUGAUGUACUUAGAUUUGAAUGAUGAAAGACUUGUAUUCGAUCAUACACACUACUGAAUCUGUGUAUAUGAAACUAUGAACGAAUAAUCGCAUAAAAUCGAAUCGACUGUCGUUUAUAAAUUGUUGUAAAAAUAAAUAAGUGUAUAGACUAUAAGAUGUUUGAAAACGAACGAUCAUACUGAUGUUGGUUUUCUGUUAUUUUUUAUUAAUUAUCGUUCUGUAAUCCGGUUCCUUGAACCAACAGAAAAAGUUUGGUUAAUAAUAUAUUACUAUUUAUUUAUUGACAAUUUAUAUUUAAUUUAGUUUAAGUUUUAGUCUUUAGUUAGGUAACAUAAACUGAAUGUGAAUGUUUUUCCAUAGUUAUAAUAAUUAUUACCUAGCCUAGCAUAGUCAUAGAUAAAUUUAUUAGCCGGCAAAAUAUUAUUUAAAAUCUUCAAUGAUUUACAGUUAAACAUUUUGUUUAGAAAUUACAUUUUACAAUAUUCCUACUGUCUUUUAAGUAGUUCUAAGCAUUACUUGUUAAGUUAAAUUCCGGCUGAGUUAACGCACUUUUAGUUCCUUGUAUAGAUUUAAAUUACAUUAUAAUAAAUAAUCAACAUAAUAUAUAAAUAAUACUAGUAGCUGAAACAAUAAUGUUCUUCAUUAAAAGUAUGAGUAGUGUCAAACAUAAUCGAUUUUUAAUUAUACUUAUAGAGUUCUUAGUCCACAAUAACAUAAUAUUUGGCAAUAUUUCGGCAACGGUUUUAAUUUUAAAACGAAAUUCCUGUGACUAAAAGUUAUAAAAAUCUGUUAAAUAAAAAAAUAUUCAACUUUA